Molecule: messenger RNA, 901 nt
Organism: Vollenhovia emeryi
Lineage: Eukaryota; Metazoa; Arthropoda; Insecta; Hymenoptera; Formicidae
Product: sex-regulated protein janus-A-like
Exons: 4
Coding region: 95-568 (157 amino acids)
Biological process (GO): peptidyl-histidine dephosphorylation
Cellular component (GO): cytosol
Molecular function (GO): protein histidine phosphatase activity
Source: RefSeq, a predicted model, not a curated record
AUUACAGUGGGACAACGUUAUGUCGUGCGUUGAGGCACAAGUAUUCGAGAUAUGCUAUUUCAGUCAGUGACAGAAGAAUGUUAUUAUUAACGCGAUGCGAUACCUGGAUAUAAAUAGAAAGUGGUCAGGUUAUGUCGACAGCAUUGCAAGCGAUUCGCGACGCUACAAUAACCAGAGGUUAGUAAGUGCACGUCGAUUCGCCAGGAUGUCUCAGUUGCUGGACAACGUGCCCGACGUGGAUAUCGACGGCCACGGGAGAUUCAAGUAUAUCUUGAUCGACGUGCAGGACAACGUCGGCAAAGCUAACAAGAAGAUCGUCAGGGGAUAUGCGAGGUCGCAGUGGCACGCUGAUAUAUUCGACGUGGCGGAAGAACAAAUCAAGAAACACGCCGGUUUACAGGCGAAUUGCGUGGGCGGUGGUAGAAUUGAGCACGACCCCGACGAGAAAACCAUUAAAGUUUAUGGAUAUUCACAAGGUUUUGGCAAAGCUGAUCAUCAAGUAUCGGUCGAAAUAUUGAGAAAAAAGUAUCCUGCCUACAACGUCACGUGGUCAGACGAAGGUUACUAACUAGAGAAUACAGGAUGUGUUGCGUGAUUUGCUAUUUUGUUUUUUAACUUGACGAAUGUAUACGGGAUUGAAUCUUUUCGUGCAUUAUUAAUAAAAUGUAUGUAUCGGAAUGAAAUUAAAUGUGUAUCUUGAUUAUUAAACAUCGUAAUUAACUCGCUAUUUUAUGGAAUAUUACGUUGUAUAUGAAUGUAAGUAAAUUAAUUAAUUGAAAUUAAAGGAAGCUAUUUAUUUAUAUUAACGGUUUAUAUUAUGUUCUCUGAAAUUUCUUUCGUUUUAUAGUAUACAACAGUGUAUGAAGAUUUAAGUAAAUAAAAUUAAAGGAAACACCAUUCA